GGUUUGGCGAAGUGUGCAGAGGUGCGGAAAUGGCGGCUGUUGCUCUGGUGGGGAAAAGGGUGGCCAGCUGGGCCUGGCGCCGGCACCGUGCUCAUGGGGCGCUGGCGCGGCGGGGCUACGCCGGAGCCUCCUUGGACGACACAGUGAAUGGGCUGAGCGAGCAACAGCAGCAGCUUAGACAAACCAUGAUUAAAUUCUGUCAGGAGCACUUGGCUCCAAAGGCCCAAGAAAUUGACCAGCAGAAUGAAUUUAAAGGCAUGAGGGAUUUUUGGAAGAAACUUGGGGAGCUGGGAGUUCUAGGAAUAACUGCCCCUGUUGAAUACAGUGGCUCUGGGAUGGGCUACCUUGACCAUGUGUUGGUGAUGGAAGAAAUUUCUCGGGUUUCAGCGGCAGUUGGGCUGAGCUAUGGUGCCCACUCUAACCUUUGCGUUAAUCAAUUAGUGAAGAAUGGCAAUGAAGCACAGAAAGAAAAAUACCUGCCCAAGCUUAUUAGUGGAGAGCAUGUUGGAGCCCUAGCCAUGAGUGAGGCCAACGCUGGUUCUGAUGUGGUCUCCAUGAAGUUGAGGGCAGAUAAACAAGGGGACUAUUUUGUUUUGAAUGGGAACAAGUUCUGGAUUACCAAUGGCCCAGAUGCUGAUGUUCUAAUAGUUUAUGCCAAAACAAAUCCCAGCACUGCUUCACAGGGUAUAACUGCAUUCAUUGUAGAAAAGAGUAUGCCUGGUUUCAGCACUGCCCAAAAGCUUGAUAAGUUGGGGAUGAGAGGGUCAAAUACCUGUGAACUGGUUUUCGAGGACUGCAAGAUCCCAGCUGAGAAUGUCCUGGGGCAGUUGAAUAAAGGAGUCUAUGUAUUAAUGAGUGGCUUGGAUCUGGAGAGACUUGUGUUGUGUGGUGGACCACUGGGAAUCAUGCAGGCUGUCCUUGAUCAUGCUUUGCCUUAUUUACAUGUGAGAGAGGCCUUUGGACAGAAAAUUGCCCAUUUCCAGCUUAUGCAGGGUAAAAUGGCUGACAUGUACACACGGCUGAUGGCAUGUCGACAGUAUACCUACAACGUAGCAAGAGCCUGUGACCGAGGACAUUUCAAUGCAAAGGAUUGUGCAGGAGUGAUUCUCUACUCUGCAGAAUGUGCUACUCAAGUUGCUCUGGAUGGAAUCCAGUGCCUGGGAGGAAAUGGCUACAUCAAUGAUUACCCCAUGGGCCGUUUCCUGCGAGAUGCCAAGCUGUAUGAAAUUGGGGCAGGAACAAGCGAAGUGCGAAGGAUCGUCAUUGGUCGAUCAUUUAAUUCUGCCUUUAAGUAACAGCACCAGAGAAGUAGUGUUCCCCAAAGCAAGAGGCUUUGGCAUUACAAGAUUGGAAAGCGCACAAGUAUUUUUCUGAUUCUGUUACCACUUUGGCUGCCUCUGUGUGACUCUUCUUGACCUUUAGAUCUCUGAACUUGUCCUGCUACAUUUUUCUAAGAACAUGAUGACAUUGCACUGGAACAGACUGGGCACUUCAGGUGGAAUGUGGGGACAUGUGUCAUCAUGCCUCACUCUAAAAGGAAUGAAUUUUUUUUAAAAAAUGUUAACUAGUGACCUGUUUCCAAGAAUCAUUAAAAUAGAUUCCCCCCCAGCACACACAUACACUGCUUUUGUUGCAUUACUGACAAUAUUUACUAUGAGAUCUUAACAGAUCUUGAAUGCAGGUUCAAACUUAAAGGUCAUGGUCCUUAAAAUGUGAUGAAGAGUUUCUUUUUAUUUGGGCAUUCCUUUUCCCUCCGGGGGCUUCCUGUGGUAUAUUAGUACCAUUUGAAACAUUCACUGUUUUGGUGGACUGCCUACUUGUGCUUGAUUCAUGUGGUGAUGUCACCAUCUAUCACUCCGAAAGUCGUUAAAAUGUCAAAACACUGCGUUGUGACAGCUGAGAGUGAAUUGAGAACGAGGAGGGGGUGGCACCCUGAUUGAGGAAGGAGUGUCUUGGGCAAGGAUCUGGCAGCAAAGACAGACUUUGUUCAGGAAAGGAGGCAUAAUAGAAUGAACAGCAUCUUAGAGUAAUUCAUGCCUGCACAAGGGACAACAGUACGAGUUAAAUGUAUGCAGCAUGAUGGUGAUGAUGAUGAUUGUAUUGUUUUAGUUUGACUUUAAGAAAUCUGGAUUAUUUUGAAGCCAGAAACACUUGCCAGAUUUUAAGAAAAAAAUUGAGUCUUUUAAAUCCGAACCCAUGUUGAACAGGUAAGGUUUAUGCAUGAAUUUAUUAUGACUGCCUUACCAAGUCCUAGCCUUUCUUACAGAAUUUAUUAAAUUAAUUGACUGGAGGGGAAGGCAAGACUUACUCACAUUUCUAAGAGACUGGUGUCAUCCACCUGUCUUCUAUCAGCAGGACAAAACAAGGCUUGCCAUGCCAGAGGCACUCCUAAACAGACUUGUCUCCAUGUAUUCAAAAUUAAGUUCAAGCAACCUGUGCAAAUGUUACACAUUCCUUCCUUGCACAGGUAAAUAGCUCAUCUAAUCUGGGGGAAAAAUCUUUCUUGAUUCUGGAUUUGGGAAUCAGUAGUAGUUUGCAGCAUUUAGCUGCAAUGUAGGACCUAUUUUGAAUUCUUUAACUAAGUGUAUCCAUCUUCCCUCUUUUUCUCUUCUUCCUCCCUCCUUCCCCCCCCCCCUUAAGAAAGCUUAAAAGAAAAUUGUGAAAGUGUUGCUAGGCCCCAGUAAUUUUAGGCUGGAGAGCAACCCAGUAGAUUAUGAUCUACCAGUUGUGAAGUUACACCCUGAAUGUGAAAACAAUAUUGCCUCCUGAAUUCCCCCAGAAAUCCAGAAUGUAAUGUGCAUUUGAAAUUUCUCUUGGAGACAUUGAGGCUGUUUAACUCACAGCUAGGGUGGCCAACAAGAUGGGGGUAGGGGAGGAAUUCCUUCUAAUGGAGGCUUAAUUUGUAGAAGUGGGCUGUUGGAACUUUUCAUGAAUUGGAAGUAAACAAUAUAACUUAUUUGCCUGGAGAUGAAAUUGAUAUUAAAAAGAAAACUAGAAGGACCAGAUCAAAAGUUGGCAACCCUACUCACAGAUCUCUUUCAAAAUCUUAAUUUUUUUAAAAAAAAUCAGAAAUGGGGAAAGUGUUUCUAGUAUGUGUUGAAAAGUCUUCUACAUAUAUACAUUGAAUGUAAUUGCAACAAGUUUCCUUAAAGACUGGGGUAGUGAUCAUAAUUUCUGUCAUUAAGCUUGGUCCAGAGUGCCUGUGAACUGAAGAUAAAAACAGGGACUGUCCAAGAGUUUAAAAUUAUCUAAAGUCAAACUGUAGCCAGUAUCCUCUGACUGCUGAUGUCACCAAACACCUGAGGCGCUCCUCUUCCCAUGCAAGUAUGCCUCACUGGCCAAUAGUCAGUGCCCGAUGAAAUGCAGUGUAGAGCCAGGGGAAACCCAUAAAUCCCUGGGUGUUUCUGUGUGUUACUUUGAUGAAUACAUUGAGCAAUUUGUUAAAAAAUAAAUAUUUCCAAUCUCUUUUGUCGGGGUAAAAUUUGAAGUAAUUCCUGGCUAACAGUUGUUUCAACACUGUAUUAAUGUCAGUGCACUAUUUUAGGACAAAUAAAGAUAUCCAUCCUUGGUUUUAUGGCCAGCCAUAAACAUAUCCUGUUUUUGCCCAGCAGGAGGCAGGUAGAAACUUCAUAUACUUUCUUGUAUUGCAUCACCAUAACUAAGAAACCAUACUUCCUUAUAGCCUGCACUGUGUAGGUAGAAAAGGUGGCCGUAAGGAUGAGGGAGGGGGAGUCUUUUCAGCAACAAGGAUCCUUCUCUCCAAUGUCUACAGUUCUCUUCUUUUUUUUCUCAUUUCCCUUUUUAAAAUAAAGUCUGAUGUGAUACUGA
Sphaerodactylus townsendi is the source of this 3828-nucleotide messenger RNA. RefSeq names its product isovaleryl-CoA dehydrogenase (gene IVD). NCBI's taxonomy places the organism in Eukaryota, Metazoa, Chordata, Lepidosauria, Squamata, Sphaerodactylidae. Gene Ontology annotation, molecular function: flavin adenine dinucleotide binding; 3-methylbutanoyl-CoA dehydrogenase activity. Gene Ontology annotation, biological process: L-leucine catabolic process. The transcript is spliced from 12 exons. Gene Ontology annotation, cellular component: mitochondrion. The record is from RefSeq and is a predicted model, not a curated record. Bases 30 to 1295 code for a protein of 421 amino acids.